This is a messenger RNA of Zootermopsis nevadensis, 6391 nucleotides long. The record is from RefSeq and is a predicted model, not a curated record. NCBI's taxonomy places the organism in Eukaryota, Metazoa, Arthropoda, Insecta, Blattodea, Termopsidae.
GGAGAGAUUUGGGUGAGAAAUGGCCGCCGAAUUUUGCUUACGAAACAUUUCGUUCAUGCCCAGUUUACACAACCCUGGCACAACCCACUUUCCAAACCAUGAACUUGGUGAGGACGUAUAAAUGAGUUGUAUGGUUGAAUGACCUCUUAAUCAUCGUCAUGAUUUCUUGGGCACACCGUAUUACGACGAUGUCGGCCCAAGGCCGCCCAUGUGAGUGUUUGUUGUUGGAACACUCCGCCUGUCUAGUCUCCUCUGUGAUUCUGUCGAGUGCAUGUGUUCAAGCGUGAUCUCUCUGCGAGGCACAAGCAACCACGAUCACCAGAAGUUACCUGGGCACCAACAAGAUCAGAUCAGUGUUUCACUUCAUAGCGUUUGUCGUCUAUAAACUGAUAAAACAUGAACGUAUUCCGAUUUUAAAAAGUUGUUUUAGAAAGUGGCGUUAAAAAAAGGAAUGUGGAUUUCUCCCUCUGAGUAGACUGGUGUACAUGCAGAUUUAUUUCAUAUUUAUUCGUGAAUCCUCGUCUGGUGGCAGCCCCUUACAAAUAUAGGUAUGCCUGAACAAUCAAGAUCCCAUCAACCGAUCAUUUUACAAAAAUGUUGUCAACCGCGCAAUAGACCCGCGUGUGUAACUGUGACAGUCCUCGGAUUUGUCAUUGCAGCUAUUCUUUUAGCUUUUGUGGCCUUCGGACAAGACGAAUCGUCUCAUGCGACUCUCCGAUUGGUUAGCGUGGUGUUCCGACAUGGAGACCGGACUCCAACGGAGACGUACCCCACGGACCCACACAGGGAAGCAGACACGUGGCCCGAAGGGUGGGGAGCUCUUACCAAGAAAGGUAUGCAACAGAUGUUCAAUCUAGGACAGUUCCUGCGAAAACGAUACAACGGAUACCUUAGCGAACUGUAUUCUCCCAAAGAGUUUCUAAUUAAAAGCAGCGCCAACGACCGUUGUCUCAUGAGCGCACAGGUUGUUCUUGCAGGACUCUACCCCCCCACGGGAAUGCAAGUGUGGAACCCUGACCUCAAAUGGCAGCCCAUACCAGUUCAUUCGACCCCAAGACAUUUGGACCAGCUAAUUGCAAUGAAGAAACCGUGUCUGAGAAAUGAGCAGGAGUUACGGAAAGCGUACAGGUCCAGUACGAUAACAGAGCUGAACCACGAUAAUGAAGAUCUGUACGGCUAUCUCACUACGCACACGGGGCAGAAUGUCUCAAAUAUCACAGCAGUCGAGCUCCUCUAUAACACGCUGGAAAUAGAGGAUUCAAAAGGGCUUCGUCUGCCAGAAUGGACACGAUCUGUGUACCCUGAGAAAAUGAGAUAUUUGGCAGCCAUCAGUCUCACAGUCUUCACCUACAAUGAAGUCUUGAAGAGACUGACAGGAGGUCCACUGGUGGGAGAGAUCACACAGAACAUGGAGAAUAAGCGGACAGGCUUGCUGAAGUCUGACCAAAAGAUGGUUCUUUACUCAGCACACGAUCUCACUAUUGUGAAUCUGUGGCGUGCCCUGGGAUUCACAGACCUCAUUAAACCUGAUUAUGGGGCAUCGCUAGUGUUUGAGUUGCACAGGACUCGAUCAGGGACAAGCUUUGAGGUGAAGAUGUUGUACCUCAACAACACAGCCACAUACCAUCUUAAUAUACUCAACAUGCCGAAGUGCGGACAGCCCUGUUACCUAGAUACUUUCCUGAGACUCGCCCGACCAGUGGUGCCAGAAGACUGGGAUCAGGAGUGCCAAACCACUGUAGAAUUGCAAAGUAGGGGAAGGAUCGGACAUAACCUUUAUUUUUUUGUGGUAAUUGACAACUGUGAACAGUGCACACGUGUAAAAAUGUUCAGUUGGCUUAGCAAAGAUGAAAACAAGAAGACACCUGAGUUGUUUGAGAAUGUUGUGGAAGGGCUCAAGAAGAUUUACAAAACUAAGUUACUUCCCUUGGAACAGUUCUACCAGUUUCAUGAUUUUCAUUCACCGAUGUUGGACGAUCCGGAUUUUGAUGCUAAACCAAUGAUACUACUUGUUGGGCAGUAUUCUACAGGGAAAACAACGUUUAUUAAAUAUUUAUUGGAACAGGAUUUUCCCGGAAUACGAAUAGGUCCAGAACCAACUACUGAUCGGUUCAUUUCAGUCAUGUAUGACGAUAAGGAGGGCGUAAUUCCAGGAAAUGCAUUGGUAGUCGAUCCUAACAAGCAGUUCAGACCUCUAACAAAGUUUGGAAAUGCUUUUCUAAAUCGUUUUCAGUGUUCGUUAGUAAAUUCUCCAGUACUUAAGGGUAUGUCAAUUGUUGACACUCCUGGUAUUUUGUCGGGUGAAAAGCAACGUGUGGAUAGAGGAUAUGAUUUUACUGGUGUAUUAGAGUGGUUUGCGGAACGGGUGGAUAGAAUUAUCCUGUUGUUUGAUGCACAUAAACUUGAUAUUUCUGAUGAAUUCCGAAGGUCCAUUGAAGCUCUACGCGGGCAUGAUGAUAAAAUCCGUAUUGUCCUUAAUAAAGCUGAUAUGGUGGAUCACCAGCAGCUCAUGAGGGUUUAUGGUGCUUUAAUGUGGUCUCUAGGAAAGGUGCUACAAACCCCUGAAGUAGCACGUGUGUACAUUGGUUCAUUUUGGGACCAGCCUCUCAGAUAUGAUGGGAACAGGAGGUUAUUUGAAGAUGAAGAACAGGACUUGUUCAAAGAUAUGCAGUCACUCCCAAGGAAUGCAGCUCUGCGGAAACUGAAUGAUCUAAUCAAAAGGGCUCGAUUAGCAAAGGUUCAUGCAUACAUUAUCAGUGCUUUGAGGAAAGACAUGCCUUCAAUGUUUGGCAAAGAUGGCAAGAAAAAGGAACUGAUUAAGAAUCUGGGGCAGAUUUAUGAUCAGCUGCAGCGAGAACAUCAGAUUUCACCCGGAGACUUUCCAGAACUAAAAAAAAUGCAAGAACAUCUUGUGCACCAUGACUUCACCAAAUUCCAUCCUUUGAAGCCACGCCUUCUUGAGGUGGUUGACAAGAUGUUGGCAGAAGACAUUGCUCGACUUAUGGCCAUGAUUCCCCACGAAGAAGUACACACUGUCAUCGAACCACAUGUGAAAGGUGGAGCAUUUGAAGGCGUUGAAGACACUGUGAGUCCAUUUGGCUACAAGCGAGGCGAGGGCAUUGACGCAGGAUCCGGCGAACCAGAGUGGAUUGUCAGCAGGGAAAGAUACAAGUACGACACCAUCUUCGACGCACUCAGCCCUGUAGAUGGUAAAGUUACAGGAGCUGCUGCAAAAGCUGAGAUGGUGAAGUCAAAGCUCCCCAACUCAGUUCUUGGAAAGAUUUGGAAGCUGUCGGACAUUGACAAGGACGGACUCCUUGACGCAGAUGAGUUUGCAUUAGCUAUGCAUCUGAUUAACAUCAAACUGGAUGGGCAUGAUCUUCCAUCUGAACUUCCAGACCAUCUAAUACCGCCUUCAAAACGGAACAUGUAACACAUACUGCUUUCUGUUAACAUUAUUUAUAUACAUUUACACCUAGGCACAAUGCUUGUAAAUUGAGGCUUGUCAUAACAGCAUUAACUUCGGUGUUGCCUUUGGUGCUGAAAGCACGAGUACUGAAAAUUAUACUGGUAUGACAGUUUACUAAAGUAAGAAAGAGUAUUUUUCAUUUACGUAAUACGUACAAUUUUUAAUAAAUAUAUUGCAUUUUUGUAUCUUAAGUGAAUGUGGAAUGUUGGAAAUACUUGGAUGUGUCAAGUUACAGUUGCAAAUUCAUUAUAGUCGAUGUUAGAAAAGUUUACUUUUGAAGUAUUUCACAUUUAUAUGAAUUUUGGAAUUCACCUAACGUACUGCAUCUUAACCGAGUGUUAAUCAGAUUCUUGCCGAAAUUGUUUAAGUAUUAUCAUCUUCUUUCCUACAUUAGAGACAAUGAAUUUCAUAUGUUUGUAUCAAACAUUUUGUCAUCUAAAUGUUAAAAAGUGUAUUUACAACUAUACAAAUUCAAUAAAAUCCUCUCGGGCAACAUGUGGCAACAAAAUGGAGUGAUGUCUCUGAAACGUUGACUACUGCUCCAUUUUGACGUGGCUCGUCACCCGAGGGGAUUUUAUUGCAUUUAGUUGCUGCAAAAGCCUCGAGUCAAAAUAUACAAAUUGCCGAAUUUGUGCCUAAUAUAAACCAGAUCAAUAUUUCUCAUUCUCUCGUUCCAGCACUUCGUCAAUUUAAGAAAAGAAACAGUUCCGCUUGCUCAGAACUGAAAGGCCCAAAUUAUUGUCUGAAUGAAAUGAAAAUCUUGCGAGGUUUUCUAUGGUAUAACCCUGGAAUUAGUACAUAAUGGAGUAUUGAGUUUUGAUGAAGUUGGGUUAUGUUUGUGGCUAAAUGCUAAAAUAUCUAUAAUGAGAGCACUGUCGUUACGCCCAUCAGUAAAUCUGAAGUAUGUAACAUUGUACUCACAUUAACUGUACUGUUAUUAAUUAUUGAAGAGUAAAUAACUUUGAUAGGCACACUCAGUGUUUAAUCUGCAUUGAUAAAAAUAACACAUCUGAAAUGGUUUGAAUUUUCAAUCUGUUUUGUUCCCCCAGGGUUCAGGAUGAAUUUUUAGAAAUUUUUUCCACUUGAUAUACUUGCACAUCCAUAAUUUCUAAUGCUGUCUACAUUUUCCAACACUGAAAAAUUACAAUGCGUUAAAAAAAGUUUAUUUCAUAAAAAGUGGAUCCAGUUUCUUGUGUUCUGUUGUGGCGGUAAAGUCCCAUAGUUUAAAAACUUCAGAAGUAGCUCUUACAAGAUAACUACUUGUGGCCUUAAAAUUUGGGAUGUUUCUAUACUCGGUAACAGUGAAAUAAGAUACAUUUAUCAGCAGCUGGCUCUGAUAACUACAUGGCGUGAUGGUAUUUAUGCUCUGAAUUAAAUUACAUGUGUCAAAUGUAAUGAAACAUAAUUUUUUUUGUUCCAAGAAUAUGUAGACUGAUUAUGACAGGAAUGUAAUAGAGUUUCUAAUAAAACCAAAUGUACAGCAUAUAUUAAUAGGAAUUACAAGCAUUUUUAAUUAAUAUUUUAAUGUAUGUACUGUAAAGUAAAUAUAAUUGUUCUAUUCCAUGUACAAAAUGACGUUAAUACAAAUGCCUGAUGUGAAUGGUAGUUCCAUGUGUAGCAUGCAUAAUUAGAUAUUAGGAUACUCAACAUUCUCUGGAUUUCGAGAAGCUAUACAUUACAGGAGAGCUAUUUCACUAUGAAAUUUGAAUCGAGCAUUUUCACUUCAGUACAAGUUUAAAUUUGCUACUCCACAUUUUAAUAACAUUACUCCAAAAGAAUAGAAUUAAUAAUAUAUAUGAGGUAGUAUGACUGAAUAAAAUUGUAAAGGGUUAUGUGCAGUGAAAAUUCUUUUAAUGGCACUGUAAUAACUGUUUGAACCACAAAGUAAAGUGAUAAUUACCUCAAGUUUCCACAGGAUCUUUCAGAUUGAAUAGUGUUUGGAGUUUGGCUUCAUAUUUUGAAUUCACCUUUUAGUAUAAAUAUGACCAGCCCAAAAGUUAAGUGUUAUUAUACAUUUCAAGGUAAAAUGUUAAAUUUGCGUGUACUAUAUUAGUCUGAUAAGUUAGUUUGCUUUUAUUAACAGUUACAUUCAGAAGAUAUGUGAAGUUAUAUUCUAAGUCCCAUCAGUGUAAAGAUUCCCUCUCCCACCCCCAGAGGUUCUUGAAACACGGUUGUCAACACUAAAUUGUGCACAAGACCCAUAAUUCCAGAUAUGUAUGGGAGAGUGCCCCUUGGUAUAAUAAUUUGUCUUCUUCCCUUUCAUAUAUUGUAAGAAAUGAAAUUAUUUACAUUAUACUAAGUGCAAAAAUAUUUGGAAUAAUUUGUAUUUAAUUUUAUAAGCAUAGUUGUUUGUGGACGAGACAUAAAUAUAUGACAUACUGAGUUGCUGUUAGCUUCUUGAGGACUCUGCUCACAGAUGUUCAUUUUUUAAAUGUGUCUGUUGUUUCAUAAUACAAAAAAUUCAAAUCAUGUGUGUUGCAAGUAAAGAGCAUUAGCAUUGUUUUGCAGAACCAGAAGUUCCCAUUAGUCUUAGAAAUGAAUUAUUUAAUUUACAGCUCUAAACAUAUUUCUUUCUUUUUGUAAUUUAACGUUUCAUGGAGAAUUAUCCACUAAAUUUAUACAGAAAUCUUCAUUUUUGGUUGGGUAUGCCCACACAGAGACUACUCCCGCACACAGAAAAUCUCGUUUUUGGAGGGUGGCGAAUUUGACCAACAUGUAAAUAGCGUGGCAGCAUUGUGGGAAUAAUUUUUAUUCCAAAAAGGGACACAAAGUGGUUCGUCUUAUGCUGAGUCUUACGUGUUGGGUUGUAGUUAAAUUAAAUGUUUCCAGCUCCAGACAAGCUGGAAAUUGGACCACAAACCUGUACACUGUAAGCAGAGUGAAAAGUUGGUUUGAGAUGUAAUAUAGCAUUUGUCAAGUACU